Molecule: messenger RNA, 6502 nt
Organism: Varanus komodoensis (Komodo dragon)
Lineage: Eukaryota; Metazoa; Chordata; Lepidosauria; Squamata; Varanidae
Gene: JADE1
Product: jade family PHD finger 1
Exons: 12
Coding region: 293-2905 (870 amino acids)
Biological process (GO): regulation of transcription by RNA polymerase II
Cellular component (GO): histone acetyltransferase complex
Source: RefSeq, a predicted model, not a curated record
CAGCAGUGACCCAGAAAUGAGUUUGAUUCACAGAGUCCUUCCUCCAUAACAAGUAAAAACGUCAGUCAGAGUGAGUCUCUCUCUCACUCGCUCUCCCUCUCGCUCGCUCGCUCGCUCUCUCUAUGUGUGUGUGUCUGUGUGUGUGAAGGGAGCCACAAUCUGCUCCCACUCUCCAGUGCUUGUCUGAACUCAUGAGGCAGCACAGACCCCUUCGCGCAGAGAAACUCCAGCCUCACUGGCAACCAUCACAGCAGCAACAGCAGCAGACUGCCUGCUGUCACCCAGGAAGAUCAUGAAACGAGGUCGACUUCCCAGCAGCAGUGAGGAUUCUGAGGACAAUGGCAGCUUGUCAACCUGGUCCCAGCAUUCUAGGUCUCAGCACCGGAGGAGUUCAUGCUCUAAGCAUGAGGAUCGAAAACCAUCAGAGCUGGCACCCAGCAACCUUUCUUCUGGCCAGGAGAUCAGGGAGCUCAGCUGCUGCCACAGUCCCUGCCAGCAUCAAGUGUUCAGAACAGACUUGAUCACUGCCAUGAAGCUGCCUGAUUCUUACCAGCUGAACCCCGAUGAAUACUAUGUGCUGGCAGAUCCCUGGAGACAGGAAUGGGAGAAGGGAGUUCAGGUGCCAGUGAGUCCAGGGACGAUCCCAGAGCCAGUAGCCAGGAUUGUGUCUGAGACGAAAGCAGUCGUAUUUACGAGACCUCGGAAGUACAUCCUUUCUUCGGGUUCUGAGCCCCCUGAGCUCGGGUAUGUUGACAUUCGAACUUUGGCGGAGAGCGUAUGUCGCUAUGACCUUAAUUAUAUGGAUGUGGCAUGGUUGGAACUGGCCAAUGAAGAAUUCAGAGAAAUGGGGAUGCCUGAACUAGAUGAAUACACCAUGGAGAGAAUCAUGGAAGAAUUUGAACAGCGAUGCUAUGACAACAUGAAUCAUGCUAUUGAGACUGAGGAAGGGCUUGGAAUUGAGUAUGAUGAGGAUGUUGUCUGCGACGUUUGCCAGUCUCCAGAUGGUGAAGAUGGCAAUGAGAUGGUGUUCUGUGACAAAUGCAAUAUUUGCGUUCAUCAGGCGUGCUACGGCAUCCUCAAAGUUCCAGAAGGCAGCUGGCUGUGCCGGACCUGUGCUCUAGGUGUUCAGCCAAAGUGUUUGCUGUGUCCCAAGAAAGGUGGAGCCAUGAAGCCAACUCGUAGUGGGACUAAGUGGGUCCACGUCAGCUGUGCCCUCUGGAUUCCAGAGGUGAGCAUUGGCAGCCCAGAAAAGAUGGAACCAAUCACAAAGGUCUCUCAUAUUCCCAGCAGCAGAUGGGCCCUGGUAUGCAGCCUUUGCAAUGAGAAGGUUGGGGCAUCCAUACAGUGUUCAGUGAAAAAUUGCCGUACAGCCUUCCAUGUCACUUGUGCAUUUGACCGUGGCUUGGAGAUGAAGACUAUUCUGGCUGACAACGAUGAAGUCAAGUUCAAAUCCUAUUGCCCAAAGCACAGUUCCACGAAGAAGCCUGAUGAAGAAAAUAGUGAAUUCACCAGCCAGGAGACUGAGAAUGGGGCACAGGACAGUUCCUCUCCUGCUCACACAGAGCCCUUUGACAGCAUGGAUCAAAACCAUGAGGAGGCUCACAGGGUCAGUGUUCGCAAGCAGAAGCUUCAACAACUGGAGGAUGAAUUUUACGCCUUUGUCAACGCUUCGGAAGUGGCCAAGGCCCUGCAGCUUCCAGAGGACUUGGUAGAAUUCUUGUAUCAGUACUGGAAGCUAAAGAGGAAAUCGAACUUCAACAAACCUUUGAUCACCCCAAAGAAAGAUGAAGAGGACAAUCUAGCCAAACGGGAGCAGGACGUUCUGUUCAGGCGACUACAGCUUUUCACCCACCUCCGGCAGGAUUUGGAGAGGGUCCGAAACCUCACGUAUAUGGUGACCCGACGGGAAAAAAUUAAAAGAUCUGUUUGUAAAGUCCAAGAGCAGAUAUUCAAUCUCUACACAAAUCUUGUAGAGCAUGAAAGAGUUUCAGGCAUGCCUUCCUCUUUCUCUUCUAUGGAAAAUAUGGUCCUCUUCAACAGUUCACCACUGGACCCAGAUGCACCUAAGAUAGAGGAUUUGAAAUGGCAUUCAGCUUUCUUCAGAAAGCAAAUGGGCAUGUCUUUGAGUCACUCUUUGAAAAAAACACAGAAAAGAGAACGACUGAGGAUUGACUCUGGGCAUGAUGACAAACGUUUACUUAAGCAGCCCAGUCAAAGGGAAGGUCUUGCAACUCCCGGUAGCUUUUUUAGCUUUGAAAAGUCCUUUGCAGAAGCACAAAUUGGAUCAGCACAACAGAAGAAUGGGGUUGUUACAGCAGACCACAGGAAGAGAAGAGACAAUCAUUCCCAUUGUGAUGUGAUGAAAGUAGAACUGAAGGAGAAACCUCCCAAACACAACCACAAACCCCUGAGAUCCAGUGAACUCUCUCAGAGGCAAUUCGAGAACAAAAGGGCCAUGAACCACCCAAGUGGCAGGUCAGCGCCUGGAACCCGGAGGGAAAUGGUGCCUAAAUGCAAUGGCUCCUUUUUCAAAAUGAACUAUAGCCCAGCUCCAGUUAAAGUGCCUACGACACCCAGAAGCCCUGUGAAAAACUGGGGAGGAUUCCGAAUUCCAAAGAAAGGGGAAAGACAGCAGCAGGGAGAGGGGCAGGGAGAGGGGCAGGAAGAGGCGUGCCGCCAAAACUCGAACUAUUCUUACUCGGGCUUGGGUCGAAUUUCCCCUAAAGACAGAGUGAAAAGCAACCUAAAGGUAGACAGCGAGAAUGACGGGUAUGCCCCUGAUGCGGAGAUGAGUGAUUCAGAAACAGAAAUGGCUGACAAGAAAUGCAGGCAGCAAAGGCUCAGUUCAAAUAGCACUAUUUCUAGAAGGACAGAAAUUAUUAGGAGAAGCAUCCUUGCUUCCUGACUGGAGAGUGACACACAGUAGCAGCACUGGAGUCAGUGAAUCCCCAGCUUGGAAAAAAAAUCCACUCUGCAUUAUUUAUUGGUGUGACAAGGAGGAGGGUCUUUAGACAUGGCUACAAGAUCAACCAACAAUUUACUUGUUUUCCUUGGGCUGUAGAAUUAUGUGCACUUGACUAAGAGUUUGCCCUUUGCCUAUCCUCAUGUCUGUGAGGUUUCAAGCUUCUUUAUCUGCAGCUGCCCUGAAGAAAUCAUCUGAGAAAUUGACCUUAUUGCUCCAAUUGAUCAAUAGGCUGAACACUAAUUAAUAAAAAGAAAAAUCAAAUACUCAGUGGGGUAGAUUUUGAGUGGGGAGACCCUGGUUUAGGCAGAUAGCACUGAGGAGCUUCCUCUGUCCCUGAAAAGCACAAGGUGUUAAUACACAAGAGGAUAAAGAAAUAUGGUGGUAAUAACCACCUGCACUGCUUAACCCAUUCUAAAUUGUCACUUUCAUCAGGCUGCACUAAGACGAAGUCCUAGUAGUCUGCAACUUUGUUUUGUUGUUUUAAAAUUCAGGGGGUUUUGGCAGUUCAAACCUAUUAUAACCCCAGAAGAGUUGUCAUGCCAAGUCUAUCAAGCAGGUAAGAAUUUAUGAUGACUACUAGAAACCUGAAGGGGUAGAACCAAGCUGCCCGAUAGUUCAAAAAAAAAAAAAAAAUGACAACCAACCAGGAACAGCAGCACAUAGUGCUAUUCUGAAGGGAGCCUAAGGAGUGGAUGAAAAUGACUCAGCUCCACAAAUUUGGAGGGCAUCUAUGUCUUAAAGUACUUUGUAUUGUUCUGAGGAGGUAGGUAGGUUUGUAGCCUGCUUUAGCUGGCACCUGCCAAUCCAAAAUACGAUGACAAUUCAAGUGGGAAAGACUGAGCAUGUCUACACUGCAGAUAUGAAUCAUUUUUCUAGCAUGGCUCAUUACCUUUCUCCUCUCCCUCUUGGAAACUGUAACGGGUGAGACUACAGUUGCCAGGGGCCCUUGGGAGAAGCCAUGACAAGUAAAACAGGUUGAAAUUUGCCAUGAAGAUAUGCUGACAUUUCUAAAGGCACUGGUCAGCAGCCUUUUCCAAUGUGCACUAAAGGUAUGUGUUGGGAUAUGCAAGUUUCCUACACGCAAGGGUUACUUUAAAUACAAAAAGAAGGAUGUAAUAAAUAUAUAUGUAUAUUUUUUGAAUAAAAUGGAAAGGCAAUAAGAUGUGAGUAGUGCUUUACAUUUAAGCCAAUUUAACAACAUGAUUCCAUGAUAUGGAUUAGAUUUGACCAAGAAGGAGCUUGUGUUCUGGUUACAUCAUCAAAAAAUUGCAAUAACUAGAAAGAGUAAGCCAUCAGCAAUAAUAAGAUGAACAGAUCACUAAGAGUCUAUUUUCUGCACCCAUGAGAGUGCAUUUGUAGGAUACAUAGGUAGUUUUAGGCUGCUGUAAUUUCUGGGACUCAACUCGGAUAUAAAAUUAGACAUAUAGCCUAGUUAAAAAGUUUAAGCAGCAGUAGUUGUAUUGUUUUUUAUGGACAACCCUCCUCCCAAUCCAUCAACAUAAAUAUGCAGUCACUUACUGUAUAUUCUCACUGUAGGUUUGUCUUUAAUGAGGUGGGUUUAUAACACUAUGAAAGCAAUGUUGAAACCUUGCAAUCUGACUCAAGUCUUCCAGGGGUUUCAGCUGAGAACUGGAUUGUUGCUGUUACAUCUUGCUAUGCAAGUCCCUGCAUGAUCAGUACUAACUAUAUUUGGGGAGGUUUACACAUACUUUUCUUACAUGCAAACAGACAUAAUCUGUUGGACAGUGGAAAAAGGUAAUGUGUGAACUCAUGAAACGUAGAUAUAAUUAGCAGCAAUUCCCAUGAUCAUGUAAUCUGGGAACUAGCCCUCAAAAUUCAUCUCCACUUGCUCCAUAUUUUGGAAAUGAGCUGUGGGCUCACAAAGUCUCUGUUCUUUUACUCCUUUCAGUUUCUGGGUUAGCACUAACCACUCUAUCUUAUGGUUAGUGAUUUGCUUUUCAAACAAAACCAGAAACUAUACUUCAAAGUAGGAUUUUGAUUGUUGUUUGGAGGGCAAAUGCUAGAGUUUGAAGAGUCAGAUACUACAGCUAACAACGAUUAGUGCUAAACAGAAAACUGAACGUGGGCCUGAAUGAAGAGUGCAACUCUGUUGCCUGUUGAUGAAUCCUCAGAUUGCUGGAGGAUUAUCAAAAUUGAGCCUUAAUGUGUAUGUAAUCGCCCUAGUCCUGUAGCUACUCUUUACAUGCUGGGAUUGUGGCGCUUAGGCAGAGCUCUGUGUGGGCAGGGAUAUUCUACAAAACAGAAGUGAAUGGAAAAGUCUCUCCUGCACAUCUCUGUGUCCAAUGUAGUCCAUGCAGAUGAUAGCCUUUGGGUCAGGACAAAUAGGAUUAACAAGCAGGUUAAGACUUUUGGGCCUCAGUUCUAAAGAUUUUAGGCCACAACUGGAAACUGAAAUGAGUUAGUUCUAAAAGGCAUUAUUGCAUCUGAUUAAUUAACUACUUGUAUUUUGCAGGUAUGUUGACCGGGUUUGCUUCUUUAAAAAGCAGACAAAGUUCAUGUUAAAUAAUAGGAAAAGAGGGAUUUGAUGAAUAUACUUUUAAAUACAGUAAGUUUUUCAGGUGAGGGUUGAGAGAGUUAGCCUGCCCUUUAGGGUGUUGUUCAUCAAGCCAUAGAAGGAAUAAACUGAGGGUUUUGAUUCUGAGAAAAUAUUCAAUGUUUCGACCAAGUUUGAAAGAGGUAUCAGAUAACAUUUGCACUAUUAGGAAUGCUAGCAUUUGUGCAGAAGAAUGCCUUACCUGUUUUGCUCCCCACCAUGUUUAGGUUAAUAAGCUUUCUGAUAUUUUGAAUAAUGCUGAACCAAAAAUUUAAAAAAGGAAAGAGAAAAAAAUAAAUAAUGCUUUCCCCCAUAGACUAACUGCAGAAGGAGGGGAAAAUAUCAGUAUGACCAGCUGUAUAAGUUUCAUACCAUACUUAAUAUUUAAUAAGUGAAGAAUCAUAAAAGCAGUAAUCUUUACCUACCACUGCAUUCAUUUUGUUGAUAUGGAAACAGUUGAGAUUUCUGGUUAACCUUCACCUUUUCCUUAUGCAGACUGCCCAAGAAAUCCCUUUGAUUAUAAUUGGUGUACUACAUUGAAAUGUAGGCUAAUAAACCCUUUUGUAAUAUUGACUGGAAUGCUCUCUGUUAGGUACUGGAUGCAUACACAUAACACCAGUCUAAUGAACGAAAGGUUAUACAUGUCUCAUAUGUACAAAUCUUUAUUAUUUUAAAAAAGAAAAAAAGCCUGUCAUUACAUUUGUAAAACCUUGUACAGAGGAUUUUUCACUAUGUGCCUAGCUUUGGUGUCCAUUUUGCUCAAAUUUGAGAACAGGUGCAUGACAAAACAGAUAGAAUCAGAAAUAAAGUAUAUGUAGAGAUGACUAUUUUAUAUUACAUGGCCCAAUCCUGUAUUUAUUUUCCUCCCCUUUUUGAAGUAUUUAUAAAGACCUAGUUGAAGAUGGCUGUAUUUUUUGUUAAAAUAUUUAGUAGAAUUGUGCCUUUGUCUGUAUGUGAAUAAAUGCUGUACAUUUUGCAAUACA